UUUAAACCAAGGGCCAGGGAUCUUAUCUAAGUACUUCAUGCGUAUACUUGAGAACAGUAUAAAAGCGAAACGCGAUAUAUCGUCCUCACCUUUUCGCAGCAACAUGAUCAAGAUUGUACUGAUUGCAGCGCUCGCCACAUUGGCCGUUGCAAGCCCGAGGCUUCGCGCUGGAGUUCCACAACUAGAUGGAAGGAUUGUGGGUGGAGACAAUGCGAACAUUGAAGAUUAUCCGCAUCAAGUUUCGCUUCAAGUUUUAGACAUUCACAACUGUGGCGCCUCGAUCAUUGCUCGCAACCUUGUUUUGACUGCUGCUCAUUGCACAUCCGACUACGAGACUAGCUACUUAAGCGUCCGUUGUGGUAGUAGUAUCAUGGAGAAGGGUGGUCAGGUUCUUAAAGUUGCACAGAAAUUCGACCAUCCUAAUUACGAUCCAACUCGCACCGACUAUGACCUUUCAGUUCUAAGGUUGGUCGGAGAAAUUGAGCUUUCGUCCAAGGCUAAGAUCAUCGACUUGGUUCCUAAGUACAUUCAGGAAGGAGGCCGAAGUGCUUUCGUAACUGGAUGGGGUGCUCUUUACACAGAUGGCCCGUCACCUCAACAGUUGCAAGUUGCCAAAGUGUAUGAGGAGGAUAGAGAAGCAUGUGGAAAAGCAUACCGCGGCAAAAUCACCGACAGAAUGAUUUGUUUCAAGGCUGACGGUAGAGAUUCCUGCCAGGGAGAUUCUGGUGGUCCACUUGUGAACGGUGGUUAUCAAAUUGGUGUAGUUUCAUGGGGGUACGGAUGCGCUGACGCAAGAUAUCCCGGUGUAUAUUCUCACCUGAAUAAUGCUGUUCUUAGAAAGUACAUUCUGGACCAUAUCAACAUAUAUGCUAAAAAUUAAGUUUGAACUGUCACUUCGCAUUAGCAAUGUAGUAAGAGAUUUUCUUGUACUGAUGCUACAUAUUUGUGAAUACUUCAGUAAUAAAACAAUGCAGUCAAGAAAAAUCUAA
Messenger RNA from Photinus pyralis (common eastern firefly), 989 nucleotides. RefSeq names its product trypsin alpha-like. The coding region runs from base 38 to 880 and encodes 280 amino acids. Gene Ontology annotation, biological process: proteolysis. The record is from RefSeq and is a predicted model, not a curated record. The transcript is spliced from 3 exons. Lineage: Eukaryota; Metazoa; Arthropoda; Insecta; Coleoptera; Lampyridae. Gene Ontology annotation, molecular function: serine-type endopeptidase activity.